GAAGAACAAAGCUUCAAAGCGCUCUUUUUUCAUCUUAUAGAAACAUUAUCGAUAGCAGUGACUGAAGUUCGGCUGGCGUCUGGGGAGAUCCGGCCGUACGUCCUCCAAGGGGAGUCGGCAACUCUCACCUGCCACUACAUCAUUGACCCCACAGAAACUGUAACGGAAGUUGAAUGGGAGAAGGAUGGUACACUAGUCUAUCUGUGGACGUUGGACAAUCCCCCUGAAGCCAAAGAUGUCUUGAAGGGAAAUGUUGAUUUAACUGUUCGCUCACCAAGCACGCUGGUCAUCACAAAAGCGAGUAUGGGCAUGCAAGGAACCUACACGUGCCGGGUAAGGACGAACGGAAAGACAGCAGAGAACGAAAUGUAUCUUAUGAUUAUCGUAGAUGCCUGCGACGAAAGUGCAUGGAAGACACACACAGACAUGAUAGAAUGUACGGAAUCAGUCAACAUGCAUUGCAUAGGUAUAUUCCCUAAACCUAGUCCGGCCUGCGGGGUAUAUUCAGAACGCACAGGCAAGUACCUGAACAGCGUCCCUUUUGACAGUGUCAAUCUCCUGUUUAACAAAACAUAUGAAGUAAGCUUCAACAGGAGGUUCACUAUCCAAGAAUGGAUCAACCACACUGACCUCAGUUUCCGAUGCUAUAUGAUGGUUCUAGGAACACCAUGGAGAAGUGGCAUCAAGCACAAGAUGUUUGGAGAUCCUGGAUGUGAAAAAGAUCCCCCUCAAAUUAUACAUGGUUACUACAACUUAACAGAGGAACGCAGCUGCUGGGGUUUCCCUGCAGAAGGUGCGAAGGCAUUAUACCAAUGCGAAGAGGAUUACGUUUUGCUUGGCUCUUCAUUGUAUACUUGUUCCAGUGGUCAAUGGUCUCCAGAAGGAAUUGUAGUCGACGGAGAUUACGAAGUUCCCAUCUGCGGUAGCAGAAACUGUGCAUUCAAACUUGGUUUUAGCAGUCUCUUCAAUUUUUAUAUCUUCAUUUUCAUUGUAAGCAUCGCGAUGUCUCUCGAUUCAUUCGCUAAAUGUGUGGAAGCAUUCCAAGUCAUCCCUCAGUUUUGAGAUGCUGAAAGGAAAUUUCCGAAACUGUAAAAAAUCGCAUCAAGCCGUUUCAGCACGACAAACCUCAUGGCACUGUAUCACUUGAUGUUUCAAAAAAUCUUCCCAUUCACAAAGAACUUUCAUGUGUCAUCAAUCAAUGAAAAAAAAAGAAGAUAUAAAGAAAACUCUCAAAAGUGUAUACAAAUGACAUUUUCUCUUGUAAUAUAAAAUAAUAUGUUGUUGCUCUCUCAUACAGAAAUAAAAUUAUAAUGUUAUACUGUACGUUUAAAA
Molecule: messenger RNA, 1332 nt
Organism: Stegodyphus dumicola
Lineage: Eukaryota; Metazoa; Arthropoda; Arachnida; Araneae; Eresidae
Source: RefSeq, a predicted model, not a curated record